This is a messenger RNA of Symbiodinium sp. CCMP2456, 1626 nucleotides long. The record is from the annotation of a GenBank genome assembly. NCBI's taxonomy places the organism in Eukaryota, Dinophyceae, Suessiales, Symbiodiniaceae.
AUGGAAGCUCGAGCAGGUCCCGUGCUGAUUUGGUCCCUCCCGGACUUGAAGGACUCUCCCGACGAGCUCCCCGCACCAACGCUUGCUCGGCCCAGCGUUUCGCUGAAGUCGGUCUCUUGCAGCGGAAGUCUCGUGACCUUUGCCACCACAGAGGGCCAGCUGUAUUUGCUGGAUGCUGCCGGAGACGAUGCCCCACGCCUGGUGGAGGCCCUCAGGAGCAAAGAUGUGGCCAGUGCCGCCUGCAGUCCAAGCGGUAUGGUCCUGGUCGUCACCUCCGCAGGCUCCAUCUACAAGCUGAACAGUCCUGCUGGCGUCCAGGAGAAAGCCGCCCAGGGCAAUGAGAAAGCCGCUGCUCUUAUGGCCGCUUCUAUGCUGGCAGCCUUUGGCCGACUCGAGCAAUUGCCGCUGCCGGUUCAGAUCACUCGCGCCGCUUGCGGGAGGGAGCAUUCCCUGCUCCUCAGUCUUCAAGGCCUCGUCUUCUCUUUCGGCGAGGGACCACGUGGGCAGCUUGGUUUGGGCAACGUGCAGAGCGCAUCGACACCCACCUGCUUGGAGGCUCUGGCCCACCUGCAAGCCUCGGACAUUGCUGCCGGAAGUGCUCACAGCUGCACGGUGACCACAUUCGGCAAUGUCUUCACUUGGGGUGACAACCGGACGGGCCAGCUGGGAGACGGCACCCAGACUGGCCGAGACGUCCCUGGCCUUGUUGGUGACAUACCGGGAGCGACAGCUGUGGCUGCGGCAGAGGCUUCUGCAGUGCUUGCGAAGAAUGGCAGCUUGUGGGCAUGGGGGUUCGCUGGCAUUCACCAACCACAGCACGUUUUCCUGGGCCACCGCUCGGCAAGGAGUCUGGCGUUGUCGAGCCAGGUGCUUUGCUGCUGCACCGUGUCUGGCGAGCUGCUGAUGGUGAAUCUCGCAAACGCAGCACCUGGAGCCUCCAGCCAUCAACUCUUCGAGGAGGCUUGGCUCGCUCAUGAUGGCGUAAGGUUUGCGGCGGCGUCCUCCAGCUGUGUCGUGGCGCUGUGCCAGGACGAGGUGCCGGAGCGUCCCAAAGUCCCGAGCUCGACACCCGCGAGACCGGCUCCGGAAGCCUUGCCUGGAGGACGCUCGACAUCAGCCCGGGAAGCGGAGCUUGCGGCUGCCAACCAGCGGCUUGAGCGAACGAUUGAUGAGCUGUGCGCUGAGCACUUCCUCGAGAUCAGCGGGCUUCGGGGCACCUCCCAGGGCCUCCGCAGCGAACCUGGAAGGAUCCUUAGCGGAAGCUCCGAGACCAGCCAAGUACGAGACGAUGAGAGGAAGGCCAAGCUGCUGGAAUGCCAGAGCCUGCACGAGGAGCUGGAGCAGCUGAUGGCUGCCAUCACGCGAGAGCUUCCAGAGCAGGAUCCGAUGAAGAAACCUUUGGCUCAGGCUCCGGCGUCCGUACUCUCCAGAGGGGUGCGGCAAGUCUCACAGGCCAGCAUCAAGAGCCUCAGCUCCAAGCACGCUAUGCUCGCGGAGGAAACCCAGCAGCUCGCGGCGGAGAGUGAAGCACUCAAGGCCGAAGUGCAGCAGAUGCAGGCAGAGCUCCAAGCCGGCACAAGCCGCCUCCAGCGCGUGGAGGAGGCGACCCGGCUUGCGCGAGGGGUU